Messenger RNA from Pseudophryne corroboree (corroboree frog), 6040 nucleotides. It is a transcript of the gene NTRK3, whose product is annotated as neurotrophic receptor tyrosine kinase 3. The record is from RefSeq and is a predicted model, not a curated record. Gene Ontology annotation, cellular component: plasma membrane; axon; neuronal cell body. Bases 719 to 3202 code for a protein of 827 amino acids. Gene Ontology annotation, molecular function: neurotrophin receptor activity; neurotrophin binding; axon guidance receptor activity. The transcript is spliced from 18 exons. Gene Ontology annotation, biological process: positive regulation of neuron projection development; protein phosphorylation; cell surface receptor protein tyrosine kinase signaling pathway. NCBI's taxonomy places the organism in Eukaryota, Metazoa, Chordata, Amphibia, Anura, Myobatrachidae.
UGUGUGUGUGUGUGUGUGUGUGUGUGUGUGUGUGUGUGUGUGUGUGUGUGUGUGUGUGUGUGUGUGUGUGUGUGUGUGUGUGUGUGUGCCACUCUCCUCCCUCUGCCUCUCUCUCUCUCUCUCUCUCUCUCUCCUCAUCCUGAUCACACAGCUUUGAUUCUCUGGCUCUCAGUAAACAGCUGAGACUCCCACCUUUUUUCUCUCCCUUUCCUUUGGACAAGAGACAGCAGUUCGUCUUUGGAGCUACAAUCUACGGGGUUUGAGAGUGACAUGCACCUGUAUCCCCCGUCAGCAGGUCCAUCUUGUGUUACCAUUGUGUGACAGUUUGAUAUCUGCCCAGUAGGUGGGACUUGGUGACUUUAGCACCCUUUUUUUUUUUUUUUUUUUUUUACCCCCACUGUCUCCCCAUCUUCUAUUGCAUUCCUCAGAAGUCUUCUGGACAUCCUGGGAAAAAAAUAAAAUAAAUACAAAAUACAAAUAAACCAACAAUCUGGAAUCAACAAGGCAGCAGCAGCAGCAUCAGGCACUAUGCAUCUCUGUGGGCUGAGAGCACUGCGCGUUUGAGCCAUUUCAGGAUGAUUGUAGCUGCAAGAGGAUUUUGCAUCUGAUUGCUCAUCAAGAGAAAAAGGCUGAGAUUUUAGCUCUCUCUCCUCUUGGUUUCCUUCCCCCUUUCUUUCCUCCCCCCUGUUUUUUUGGGGUUGAAAAACAGCUGUCUGAGAUGGAUGUGUCUCUUUGCCCUACAAAGUGCAGUUUUUGGAGGGUUUUCCUAUUAUGGAGCAUUUGGCUGGACAGUAUGGGUUCAGUCCUGGCUUGCCCUGCUAAUUGUGUGUGCAGCAAGACUGAAAUUAUCUGCAAGAAGCCGGACGAUGGGAACAUCUUUCCCCUCUUGGAAGGGCAAGAAGCAGGAUCAAGUAAUGGAAACAGCAGCCUCAAAAUCACUGACAUCUCUAAGAACAUCAUUGCAAUACACAUAGAAAACUGGAAAGGAUUACACACAUUGAAUGCAGUGGACAUGGAACUUUACACUGGACUCCAAAGGCUAACAAUCAAGAACUCUGGACUCAGAAGCAUACAGCCAAGGGCGUUUUCCAAGAAUCCACAAUUGCACUAUAUAAAUCUUUCUGGAAACCGACUGACAACCUUAUCUUGGCAGCUCUUUCAAAACCUGGAGCUAAAUGAUUUGAGGAUAGAAAGCAAUCAUUUCAACUGCAGCUGUGACAUUCGUUGGAUACAGCUUGGUUAUGCAAAAAAUGAAGCUAACUUGAGAGAACAGCAGCUCUUUUGCAUGAAUAUGGAGGGUACUGUCAUCCCACUACACAAAAUGAACAUCUCGCAGUGUGAUAUCCCAGAGAUCAGCGUCAGUCGCAGCAGUUUGGUGGUACAUGAAGGGGACAAUGCUGUAGUUACAUGUAAUGGAUCUGGAUCACCUCUACCUGAUGUGGAUUGGAUUGUCACGAAUCUCCAUUCAAUUAACACACAUCAGACGAAUGUCAACUGGACCAAUGUGCAUUCAAUUAACCUGACUCUUGUGAAUGUUUCUGGAGAGGACAAUGGCUACACAUUAACCUGCAUUGCAGAAAAUGUCGUGGGAAUGACAAAUGCCUCUGUAUCACUCACUGUUUACUACCCUCCCAGGAUACUUAGUUUGAAAGAACCAGUAUUUCGUCUUGAGCACUGUAUUGAAUUCAGUGUUCGUGGAAAUCCUCACCCAGUCCUAACUUGGUACCAUAACAUGAAGCCUAUGCCACACAUGGAUUUCAUACGCACACAGUACUAUGAGGAGGACAAUGUUUUGGAAGGCUGCUUAUUAUUUAAUUCACCUACACAUUUUAACAAUGGUAAUUAUACACUGGUUGCUAAAAAUAAGUUUGGAGUUGCUAACGAAACGGUUUAUGGACAUUUUCUUCAGAAGCCAUUUUCAGAGAGUAAUGACUAUUUUGCUUCAGUAGCAGAUUUUGGAAUAAGUCCCACGCCUCCAAUCAACGUGACUCAUAAACCAGAAGAGGACACUUUUGGCGUUUCAAUAGCAGUUGGCCUUGCAGCUUUUGCAUGUGUCCUCUUAGUGGUCCUGUUCAUAGUCAUCAACAAAUAUGGGCGACGAUCAAAAUUUGGAAUGAAAGGUCCUGUGGCAGUGAUUAGCGGGGAGGAAGAUUCUGCUAGUCCCCUCCAUCAUAUUAACCAUGGCAUAACAACACCAAACUCCCUAGAUGCCGGACCAGACACUGUGGUGAUUGGAAUGACCCGGAUCCCCGUUAUUGAAAACCCACAGUAUUUCCGACAAGGCCACAACUGUCACAAGCCAGACACAUAUGUACAGUACAUUAAAAGGAGAGACAUCGUGCUGAAGAGGGAACUUGGCGAAGGAGCGUUUGGGAAAGUGUUUCUUGCUGAGUGCUAUAACCUAAGCCCAACCAAAGACAAAAUGCUUGUUGCUGUCAAGGCCUUGAAAGACCCAACUCUGGCUGCCCGCAAAGACUUCCAAAGGGAAGCCGAACUUCUUACAAACCUACAGCAUGACCACAUUGUUAAGUUCUAUGGUGUGUGUGGUGAUGGAGACCCGCUUAUCAUGGUGUUUGAAUAUAUGAAGCAUGGGGAUCUAAAUAAGUUUUUAAGAGCUCAUGGACCAGAUGCCAUGAUUCUUGUAGAUGGGCAACCUCGACAGACAAAAGGGGACCUGGGUCUGUCCCAGAUGCUGCACAUUGCUACACAGAUUGCUUCAGGAAUGGUCUAUCUCGCAUCGCAGCACUUUGUUCAUCGAGACCUGGCCACCAGGAAUUGCUUAGUGGGAGUAAACCUUCUAGUUAAGAUUGGAGACUUUGGCAUGUCACGGGACGUCUACAGUACCGACUACUACAGGGUGGGAGGCCAUACAAUGCUGCCAAUCCGCUGGAUGCCACCGGAGAGCAUAAUGUACAGAAAGUUUACUACAGAGAGUGAUGUGUGGAGCUUUGCCGUAAUUCUUUGGGAGAUAUUCACUUAUGGAAAACAACCAUGGUUCCAGCUAUCAAACACAGAGGUUAUUGAGUGCAUCACACAAGGACGUGUCUUGGAAAGACCAAGAGUGGCUCCAAAAGAAGUCUAUGACAUUAUGCUGGGAUGCUGGCAAAGAGAGCCUCAGCUGAGAUUAAACAUCAAAGAAAUCUACAAAAUUCUUCAAGCCCUAGGAAAGGCUUCACCAAUUUAUUUGGACAUCCUUGGCUAAUGGAGACCAUUUAUAAAUUGUUCUUACCCUACUUACCCUCUACUUCCCUUCUCCUGCUUUUUUCCAGAAAACGUCUUCAUAUGGAAAAAAUAAAAAAAUCAAUAAAAAAAAACUUAAGUGCCUGCAACAUAUAACAACACAGAAGGAAACCUAUAGCAGCAGAAUAACGUUUCUGCUUCUUCCACAAUACAACCAAUGAGGAAGACUCUGCUGUUACAGAUUUAGCAAAGAAUACAAUUUAUAAAUUUGGGAACUUAACAUACCACCAGAAAUGUGGUAGUUCUUUUUGCUCCUGUUCUACCAGUGUGCAAAACUCAGUACUCAACUACGUGCAUAAAGACAAUCCUGUUCUGACACUCCACAAUGGCAUCAAGCCUUAAGAUGACGCCAUAGUCAAUGGAGCAUUUAACCUUUGUUGACUUCACAAUGGUGGAUUGCAGCAACCAAAUGCGUUGUCUCACUGAGACAGGUACAGAAGUUUGAUGACCCACAUGUAUAUUAAAAAAUGAAAUAAAACCACAGCUACAAACAUCAAACUGGGAUGAAAAAGGAAGAGCAAUUCAGCCAUUUUUUGUGGAAGCUGUAUAUUUACCUACAACAAUACUUCUAAAUUUAUGAACAAUUUUUAUAAUUUGUUAACUCCUAUAUGUAUAGGAUUUCUGAUUUCUGGAUUUCUGGAAAAGUAAUUGAUACCUAUGGGUAAAACAGUAUCUUUGUUUAAGUCAAUUCAAUAUUAUUUUUUAUUACUAUUAUUUUUUCUUUUCUUUUUUACAUUCUUUUAGAAAUUUGGAUAUAUGACCAGUAUUAAGGGAAUACAACAGACAGUGUAAUUUUAUCUUAAAAUGUGAUUUUGAGCACCUAGUACCUUUAAUCAGUAUUACAAAUAAAAUACAAACCUUUUACUCAAGUACGCAAAUAUAAAAACACCAUUAAGGAAAAUGUCUAGUAGGGGAUGGAUAGUUUUUGUUAGUGUCCUUCCUACUUGUUGUGUUUUGGAUGUCUUUGUUUAAUUGUAGUGUGUCUCAGGUCUGAAUUACAGUACUUUGGGAAGUCAAAUUUCAGUGACUCCCCAAUCGUGAUAAAUUCAUGAUUAUAUAAGUAUCCUGGAAAUAUGAGGACAGAUUUAUUUUCAUAAAUGAAACUAUCUAGAGAAAAAAAAAUUAAAUGUCUUUAUUAUUAUUUAUGUAAGCAUAGAGGAGGACAUUUUAAUGAGGGAUAUAUUAAUGUCAUUAUACCAUUUUCAGUAUUACUUCCCCAUAGAAAAGAAAUAACAAUAAAAGUCAGCAAUUUAUUUGAGCUACUCUAAUACAACAUAGCAUUUACAUAGCUGAGUGUAAAAAGAGACAUGAUUCAUAGCAUUCACAGUCAUUGCUAUAUUACUGUGACCUGUUUUAUUUUGUUUGAUUUUUUUCUGUAAUUUUCAUUGCAAAACAUGUAUCUUAUUUAAUCCAUUGACUUAAUCAGAGACUAGAAUGGAGAACAGAAUGACAUUGAAAAGGCUGCUCACACCAUUAAGAUACAAAUUAAUGUCACCACACAUUACCAUACCGAAAAAAUUAAGUGGAGCAAAGCAUUACCUUUUCAGUUGCGGUGAAAUGUAUGGUAUGGAGUAAGUCAUAUUGGAAGUUGGAUACAAUAGUUGAACUAUUAUGGAAUACUUGAAAUGAUCUUGAAAAUAAAUGGAAACAAAAUGUGAGUCAAAUUAACAAUACCACUUUCCUUUCAAUAUGGAUAUAAAAAAGAUAUUUCAUGCUUUCUCUUGUGUACACAGCAUUGAGAGGACACUGGAGUUACACACAGAAGUUGUCAUUGAAAAAACAGAGAAUAGAGUCUACAAGUGUGAAUAUUUGUUUAUAAAGUGUCAUUAUGUCUAUGUUCUGCCUUGUGUGGCCAAAGUACCCAAAGAUGACCUGGUAUCUGGUCCUAAUGUAAAACAUCACCGCAGAUGCCAAAAAUUCCUACGAGUACAAAAGGCUGGAGAAAAAAAGAUCAGUCUUUAAAUUAUUUACACCAUCCAAAUGAGACAUUGUGCAAGAAACCAGGCAUGUUGGAUGUGCAGUGGCCUAACAAUAUAAUGGACUAACUGAAAGAUAUAAAGGGUUUGGUGAUAAGGGAUUGGAACUGACAUCUUCAACAUGUGUAUUGUGUAUAUGCGGCGAUAAGCUCAUGAAUCUGUGGGACAACAAUAAGAAAGUAAUUAAGAAGAGGUCAAGAAAGGUUUCGGUUAUCCUUUCUUCACAAAAUUGAGCAGUUAUAAGAGAGAAAGAGCUGAUAAUACAUCCAAGCUUAAGGUACUGUGGGAAAAGAAACAUUUGACCCCAAUGUGAAGAUUCCCAAACAAGGGGCAAAUGGUGGUUCUGUAAACAUUUUAUUGAUUGCAUAAUUACAGUGUAAUUCUACAAAAGAACAAACUAGGUAAACUAAUUCAGCAUGGAUUCUGGUAAAGAAGCAGACACAAUAGUAUAGGCCUUCAAAUACCAGUUACAUUUUCUUUAUCUGGAAUAUUAUUCCUUCCAUUUAUAUGUGUUGUUAAAUCUGCAGUUUUUGAAGAACUGCACUGUACCUUUUACACUUAGUUUGAAAGUUUUUUUCUUAUUUCAUUGUAGCUCUUUUUAUAUUUUAUGUCUGGUUUGUAAUCCGUUAAAAUUGAUAUGAAAGAGAACAUUGUGCUACUUAUGUAAAUAUCCACUUCCUCUAGCUCCUCUCUAUCAUGGAUUUGUGUGUAUGUCCACAUAUGUAUAUAGUAUGUUUUCAUUUGAUGUGAAUAUGUAUUGUCAUUGGAUUUUCGGUUAUGACUCACCUGAAAUGAUAAGACUGAGGGGGUAAUUCAGAGUUGAU